AUGCGUCUUUCGUGCCAAGUAACGAGCACUGCUUAUCUGACGCUACCGAGCCUUUCGAAAGCGAUAGUAGGCAGACCAGCGGUAACGGCAGCAGCGACUCCCCGAGCCUGCACUGGACGGUAUUACGGAUUUGCGCACACACGUGCGUGGACUAGCGCUCACAAGCUAUUAUCGAAAUCCUUGCGUAUCGACAUUCGAAUGGCAGCGACCAGUACAGCUACACCGCUACCCAAGCGGCCGGUGACGGUACCGUUCUAUGGCGAGCGCCCGUACCCGCAGGUACUCGUCGAAGUGUUCCUGGACUACAACUGCCCCUACAGCAAAAAAGCUUUUCUAACGCUCUGGCAGGAAGUUCUGCCACACUAUCGUGCUGAUUCGCGGGUGCAGUUUGCGUUCGGCCUCGUGCCGCAACCGUGGCACGCUCAGACCUGCUACAUGCACGAGGCAGCGUUAGCAGCGCGGCAAGUGAGUGGUGAUGCGGGUUUCUGGAAAGCGAGCGCUGCACUCUUCGCGCAGCAGGAAGACUGGGUCGAUGAGAAAGUACUCGACAAGACACGUCGCCAAGUUUACGAGGAGUUGGCACAGUGCUUGGCGAAAGCCGGCGUUGUAUCGUCCGCGUCGCUGAUUACGGAACGCCUGCUCACUGCAUCCGGCAACAGCGGGAACGCAGUCGGUGCUGAUGUCAAGUUCGCGUGUCGCUACCAUCGUGUUCGCGGGGUUCACGUGACGCCCACAGUACACAUCAAUGGUAUUCCGGAAUUAAAUGCAUCAAGUUCGUGGACAGUGCAGGAAUGGAAGGAACGUAUCGAUUCGCUCUUGUCAAGCGAGUUGUCGCAGUGA
Cyanidioschyzon merolae strain 10D is the source of this 840-nucleotide messenger RNA. RefSeq lists its product as hypothetical. The transcript has a single exon. The record is from RefSeq and is a predicted model, not a curated record. Lineage: Eukaryota; Rhodophyta; Bangiophyceae; Cyanidiales; Cyanidiaceae. Bases 1 to 840 code for a protein of 279 amino acids.